Orycteropus afer afer is the source of this 953-nucleotide messenger RNA. Its product is annotated as WD repeat-containing protein 93-like. The transcript has 8 exons. NCBI's taxonomy places the organism in Eukaryota, Metazoa, Chordata, Mammalia, Tubulidentata, Orycteropodidae. The record is from RefSeq and is a predicted model, not a curated record. The annotation marks the transcript as partial.
GCACCACAUUUAAAAGCCCCUUGGAAGUCUUUGCAAAGAUCGAGGACUGCUAUGGGCUGGGCUCUGGGCAGAACCACUUCAUCAAGGAUAGUCAGUGGGAACAGCAAGCAGCCAUCUUCAAUGCUUCAUACAAGAAGUACCUGGAUGGGGAGUUGGAGGGAGAACCACUGAGUAUGGCCACGUUCCAUUUUCUCCUUCCUAGCUGCAUAUUUGCAAUGCCAGCGGAAGUCAAGAGCCCUUCAGGGGCAGCCUGUAUCCUUGGCAUACACUGGACCAGAAGUCAUAAUUUCUUCCUCUAUUCACUUAACCGAACUCUAAAGGAUAAAGUUGAUCCUGAAGGUGUGUGGCCAUGUGCGGCACCCAUUGUAGCCUCUGCUCUCAGCUUCUCCUGCUCCUACCUGGUGCUGGCCUGCGAGGAUGGUGUGCUCACACUGUGGGACAUGGCUGUAGGAUUCCCUCUUGGGGUCGUUGCUCUUCCUGAGGGAUGUUUCUGCCAAAGCAUUUACUUCCUAGACUACUUCUUAGUCUACAAAGGGCAGAACAUGUAUCCUGGAGUCCCAGUGAAAUCCAGAAUGAAAUGUGUGGUGCUGGGUACAGAUGCCUCUCUCCAUCUGGUGACAGCCAAAGGGACCCAAGGACCCACCAUCAGUGUGCUUGUUGAGAGGCCUGUCAAGUACCCGAAUGAAACCAUCUGUGCGGUGGCCCCGGUCCCAACCUUACCUGGCAUGGGUUCAGAAGCUGGCAACGAGCUCGACGAGAGAGCAGGAGCACUGGACCCGGCUUCAGAGGUACUCCUCGAUCCUUCAGAGAGAGAACUUUAUGAAAUGAACAUCCUGAGCCUGCUUCUCACUGGCCUGAAUGUGGUCAUGGUCCUGAAGGACUAUGUGUUGAUGGUCCAGGCCUACAGCAUGCACUCAGAUUGGAAGGUCAUGCCGCUGAAACUUAGGGGCUGA